Messenger RNA from Morchella importuna, 3285 nucleotides. RefSeq lists its product as uncharacterized. Bases 1 to 3285 code for a protein of 1094 amino acids. Gene Ontology annotation, biological process: receptor recycling; retrograde transport, endosome to Golgi; endosome organization. Gene Ontology annotation, cellular component: recycling endosome; early endosome; trans-Golgi network. NCBI's taxonomy places the organism in Eukaryota, Fungi, Ascomycota, Pezizomycetes, Pezizales, Morchellaceae. Gene Ontology annotation, molecular function: protein binding. The record is from RefSeq and is a predicted model, not a curated record. The transcript has 6 exons.
AUGGCUGAAGCCAGGAGCGAUGCGGUGACUGGAGAUGGAUCCACGACUAAUGGACAAUAUCACAUACCGCUCGCCGUUCCGCCACCACCAGUACCGGGCAUAUCAGUUUUACUGCAGGUGCUGCACAAUUUUGAAGCUCGCACUCCCGACGAACUUACGUUGCGCAAGGGAGAACAUAUAGAGCUGUUGCAAAAGGACGACGAAUUCGGAGAUGGGUGGUAUAUGGGCCGCUCACUUGCAAAAAACGAAAUUGGGCUUUUUCCUCAAGUGUACACCACCCCAGUGACUACGACCAUGUUCCAGUCUUCAUCGAAGAAUACACAGUCAUCUGUCGCCCCUUCAUCGGCAGGUCCAAGUUCGAUUUCCACCGCCACAACAACCCCAAUUGCGGCUCAAACCUCGUCAACAUACACUCCUGACCCCCCUCGCCCGUCUUCGCCCGCAGAUUCCCACAUCUCAUCCUCGGACAUCGAUGAGCCGCAUGAUCAGACAGAACCUUUAGCUGUCGAGAAAGUUGCAACGGGGAGUAACACACCGACUGCUAGCACGCCGGGAGGAAGAUUGAUUCCUGCAGCAAUUAAUACAGAAGAUAAACAAAUAUACCCCCAGGGCGUGCGAAGUCCUGUUGUUGAAGACACUCUCAGUGAUAUUGAUGAAGCUAUAACCGAGAUCUCGAACUCACGUCAGCGUCGAGCUAGCAGGAUUAGUAACAGGCGUCAUACAUCGAUGCAAUCAACUGUUCCUACUCGAGCUCUUUCUCCUGCGGAAGAGGUCAUCGAAGAUUCGUCAUCAGAAUAUUCAAGGCAAGACAAUAUAGAAUCAAACUCAAACUCGGAAUUCGAGGACGACGAGGAAGAGGACGAGGCCGGCGAUCACGUAUAUCGAAACGAAGAUCUUACUAACCACGAAUACAUCUAUUCUGAGGCAGAAAUCGGAACUUGGACCCCUUACCAGGUUUCCCAAUAUCUUCAAAGCAGAAAUAUCCCGUCAGCGACUUGUCAAAAGUUUGAGGAGGAGGAAGUCACUGGCACAACGCUGUUGCAGCUAGAAAUGUCCCACUUAAAGGAGUUGGAGAUUGGCAGUUUUGGCAAAAGAUUUGAGGUAUGGAAAGAGAUCGAGAACUUGGUUAAAAAGGCAAAAACAGUUGUUCCGGCAGUAGUAAGGCGCAGUGGUAGCGACGCGAGGAUGUCGACAUCAAGCUACAACAGCAAAGAAAGUGCUCGUCAAAGGAGCAGCACGGUUACUGGCGGAACGGUAUUGCCGCGAAUUCAAAAUGUCAAUGUGCUUGGACAUGGGCCUCUCCACACUCCAAUGACCGCAACAAAUUCGACUACUCCUUCUGCGCCACCACCUUACGCAGGUGUUUUUGAGGCUCCCCGGUCCCCUCCAAUCUCCCCACAGCGAAAUGCAGAUACGGCUGGGCAUUAUCGUCGGUCGAGUGGUAAUAGACGUCUCUCUAGCCAGGAACUGCCAGCUACUGCUCUUAACGCGGCUUUGUCAGCGAGUGCUGCCGUACUUACAGCUGGGGGGAAUGAUGGAGUCUCGCACCAACGAGGUGGAUCAUUCGAUAGGAAUUGGUCGAUUCCAUCGUUCGGAGGAGGACUCAAGUCAAGUGGUGGGACAAAAGCGCCAGAGAAUGGGCAUAAAUCGAGUAACAGUAUUGGUACUGGAGAUUCAGUUUUAACUGCAGAUAGUGGGUUCUCGGGAUCCCAAACCCAUGCCCCCAAAGUGACAGAACGUAGCUACUUUUCAAGCGGAGAAUCCACCCCCAGAGAGCGUAAAGUCUUGCAAAAGAAGAAUGGGGCUCACAGCCGUCAAUCGAGAAUCGGGAGCGCAGGCUCAUCGGUCGAAACAUCGCGAAAACCUUCGCCAAUCGUUACGGCGGCCCAAGCUUACCAUGCUCGUGGAAGUAGCAAAGAUAAGAAACGGAUGAGUUCAUUUAGUGGAGCUCCUGAAGGAUUCCCAUACGAUGCUCCAAGGCUUUCACCAUCCCCGUCGAAUAAGAUAAUCAGUCCCCCAAAGAGGAAUGCUGAUGAAUCAACCAUCGGCUUUGCGUUAUCACCCAGCACACCACCACCUUUACCAAAUUCUCGCUCAUUAUCCGAGCAACUAACUCCUCAAGGUGAAUCUGGUGGUCGUAGUUUCAAUUCGCUGGACGGUUCAACUCCUUCUAUUAGCGCAACAAUAGCCUCAGACCCACUGCGUAUUGUUACACCUGGUACUCCCGAAAAACCACCAAAGGUAUCAUCAUCCGCGGGCCGUCGUAUCCGUGGCGUUUCGUCGGGAACUGCCCUCCGUACAAAGUCAAAAAAGCAUAGUACUAGUGCUUGGGAGAAAGGCCUUCGUGAAGUAACUCCUCGAGAGGCGGCGGAAACGGCUGACUACAGCGGCUGGAUGAAAAAGCGUGGGUCCAGUGGAAUUGGUGUUUGGAAGUCUAGAUUUUUUGUGUUGCAGGGUCGUAGAUUGUCUUAUUUCUAUUCAGAGCGUGAUACUAAGGAAAGGGGAUUGAUUGACAUUACAUCCCAUAGAGUACUCCCGGCGACGGAAGACAGGCUUGUCUCUUUGCAUGCAUCCUUUGCUGCAGCAACAAGCCCAAGUGCAAGUCCUGCUAUUCCAGCCUCCGGAUCCCCGCAAACAUCAACUACAGAUACUGGUGCACAGAAAUCGCCAACAUCACCAUCCUCAAAAGAAAAGGGUAAAGAAGUCGAAAAAGAUAAAGGGUGGUUCACGUUCAAGCUCGUCCCUCCUGCUCCUGGUGCCACCAAAGGCGUUACGUUUACCCCGCCAAAGCUUCACUACUUCGCAACCGACACUCGAGAUGAUGGGAAAAAGUGGAUGGGCGCUAUUAUGAAAGCAACUAUCGAUCGAGAUGAAUCAAAACCAGUCAUAUCCAGCUACAAUGCAAAGACUAUAUCACUUGCAAAGGCUAGAGAGCUAAGAGCUCGCCCUCCAGAUUUGUUGAAGGAAGGCGAAGAGGACCAGGAUUCGUUAUCGGACUUAUUGAGCGCGGGAUUGGCGAUAUCUGGGGUAGAUCUGGGAGUUGCAGCAGGGCAGGAAGCGCAGGAAGCGGAGGAGGCGGAGGAGGCUGAUGUGGAAGACGAGAGGGAUGAAGUGCUAGAAGGAACGGAAUCCGGGCUUGGCAAGGUGGAUAGCAUCAGUAGUUCGGCACCCUCCCGGGAAACAGGUGACCCAACUGAGGGAGAUGUGCAGGGAGAGAAGAACACGUCAAAUCCAUCUAAGUCCAAUGGGGUUGCAGCAACGACCGAUCUGAGUAUUGUUGCGUAA